CUUGCGCCGCAGCCGAGCACUCCGCAGUCGCCAAGCACUCUGCAGCCGAGCGCGCACCGGGGUCCAGCCGCGGCGCGUAGAGGUGGUGCCGGAGCGCGGGGCGCGCCAAGGGACGGUAGCCGCGGGACAGCGCCCGCCCAGCAGCCUCCCCAGAGCAGCCGCCGCGGGAGCCCCGCAGCCUCGCGGAGGGCCCGCGUCCCGGAGCGUCCCCGGAGAGGGAGAACGAAGAGGCGGCUGAGUGGCGCCCGGCAAGCCGGAGACGAUGGCCAAAAUGGAGGUGAAAACGUCACUUCUGGACAAUAUGAUUGGAGUUGGAGAUAUGGUUCUUUUAGAACCACUCAAUGAGGAGACCUUUAUCAAUAACCUCAAGAAGCGCUUUGACCAUAAUGAAAUAUAUACGUACAUUGGAAGUGUGGUUAUAUCUGUUAACCCAUACCGGUCAUUGCCCAUUUAUUCUCCAGAGAAAGUGGAAGAUUACAGGAAUAGAAAUUUUUAUGAGCUGAGCCCUCACAUCUUUGCCCUGUCAGAUGAAGCAUACAGAUCCCUGCGAGAUCAAGAUAAAGACCAGUGUAUUCUCAUUACUGGGGAAAGCGGAGCAGGAAAAACAGAGGCCAGCAAGCUUGUGAUGUCCUACGUCGCAGCCGUCUGUGGAAAAGGAGCAGAAGUUAAUCAAGUCAAAGAACAGCUUUUACAGUCCAACCCAGUCCUGGAAGCUUUUGGAAAUGCCAAGACUGUAAGGAAUGACAACUCCUCUAGAUUUGGCAAAUAUAUGGAUAUUGAAUUUGAUUUUAAAGGUGAUCCACUGGGAGGAGUGAUUAGUAACUAUCUUUUAGAGAAAUCUCGAGUUGUUAAGCAGCCAAGGGGUGAAAGAAACUUCCAUGUGUUCUAUCAGCUGCUCUCUGGUGCCUCUGAAGAGCUCCUCAAUAAACUUAAACUCGAGCGGGAUUUCAGCAGAUAUAACUACCUGAGUCUGGACUCUGCCAAAGUUAAUGGAGUGGAUGAUGCAGCAAAUUUCAGAACUGUUAGGAAUGCCAUGCAGAUUGUGGGUUUCAUGGAUCAUGAGGCUGAGUCUGUCCUGGAAGUGGUGGCCGCCGUGUUGAAACUGGGGAACAUUGAGUUCAAACCUGAAUCUCGAGUAAAUGGUUUAGAUGAAAGCAAAAUCAAAGAUAAAAAUGAGUUAAAAGAAAUUUGUGAAUUGACUGGCAUUGACCAGUCAGUUCUAGAACGAGCAUUCAGUUUCCGAACAGUUGAGGCCAAGCAGGAGAAAGUUUCAACUACACUGAACGUGGCUCAGGCGUAUUAUGCCCGUGAUGCUCUGGCUAAAAACCUCUACAGCAGGCUGUUUUCAUGGUUGGUAAAUCGAAUCAAUGAAAGCAUCAAGGCACAAACAAAAGUGAGAAAGAAGGUCAUGGGUGUUUUGGACAUUUAUGGCUUUGAAAUUUUUGAGGACAACAGCUUUGAGCAGUUCAUUAUUAAUUAUUGUAAUGAAAAGCUGCAACAAAUCUUCAUUGAACUGACCCUUAAAGAAGAGCAGGAGGAGUAUAUACGGGAGGACAUAGAAUGGACUCACAUCGACUACUUCAAUAACGCUAUCAUUUGUGACCUAAUCGAAAAUCACACAAAUGGGAUCCUGGCCAUGCUGGAUGAAGAGUGCCUGAGGCCUGGCACGGUCACUGAUGAGACCUUCUUAGAAAAGCUGAACCAAGUCUGUGCCACCCACCAGCACUUUGAGAGCAGGAUGAGCAAGUGUUCUCGCUUCCUCAAUGACACGUCCCUGCCUCACAGCUGUUUCAGAAUUCAGCAUUACGCUGGCAAGGUGCUGUACCAGGUGGAAGGAUUUGUUGACAAAAACAAUGACCUUCUCUACAGAGACCUGUCCCAAGCCAUGUGGAAAGCUGGCCAUGCCCUUAUUAAGUCUUUAUUCCCUGAAGGGAACCCUGCCAAGAUCAACCUGAAAAGACCUCCUACGGCGGGCUCACAGUUCAAGGCAUCUGUGGCCACUUUGAUGAAAAACCUGCAGACCAAGAAUCCAAACUACAUUAGGUGUAUCAAACCGAAUGAUAAAAAGGCAGCACAUAUCUUCAAUGAGGCUCUAGUAUGUCAUCAGAUCAGGUACCUGGGUCUCUUGGAGAACGUCCGAGUGAGGAGGGCCGGCUAUGCCUUCAGGCAGGCCUAUGAACCUUGCCUAGAAAGAUACAAAAUGCUUUGUAAGCAAACAUGGCCUCACUGGAAAGGACCAGCAAGGGCUGGUGUGGAGGUUCUGUUUAAUGAAUUAGAGAUUCCUGUGGAAGAAUACUCUUUUGGUAGAUCAAAGAUUUUCAUCCGAAACCCAAGAACAUUAUUCAAAUUAGAGGACCUGAGGAAGCAAAGGCUUGAGGACUUGGCCACUCUCAUUCAGAAGAUUUAUCGGGGGUGGAAAUGCCGCACACACUUCCUGCUAAUGAGAAAAAGCCAAAUCGUGAUUGCUGCCUGGUACAGGAGAUACGCUCAACAAAAGAGGUAUCAACAGAUAAAGAGUUCUGCCUUGGUAAUUCAGUCUUAUAUCCGGGGUUGGAAGGCCAGAAAAAUCCUGCGGGAACUGAAGCAUCAAAAGCGCUGUGAGGAAGCAGCUACCACCAUUGCUGCCUAUUGGCAUGGUACCCAGGCGCGAAGGGAACUGAGCCGGCUGAAGGAGGAGGCUAGGAAUAAACAUGCUAUUGCAGUAAUUUGGGCUUACUGGCUUGGAUCUAAGGCUCGAAGGGAGUUGAAACGCUUGAAGGAGGAGGCUAGGCGUAAGCAUGCAGUUGCUGUCAUUUGGGCUUACUGGCUUGGACUGAAGGUACGUAGGGAGUACAGGAAAUUCUUCAGAGCCAACGCUGGAAAGAAAAUUUAUGAAUUUACAAUUCAGCGAAUUAUGCAAAAAUACUUCUUGGAAAUGAAAAAUAAGAUGCCUUCCUUAUCUCCAAUAGACAAGAAUUGGCCAUCAAGACCUUACCUAUUCUUGGAUUCUACUCACAAGGAGCUAAAAAGGAUUUUCCACUUGUGGAGGUGUAAAAAAUACAGGGAUCAAUUCACAGACCAGCAGAAACUUAUUUAUGAAGAGAAACUGGAAGCCAGUGAACUCUUCAAAGACAAGAAGGCUUUAUACCCAUCUAGCGUUGGGCAACCAUUCCAAGGGGCUUAUCUGGAAAUCAAUAAGAAUCCCAAGUAUAAGAAACUCCAAGAUGCCAUUGAAGAAAAGAUUAUCAUUGCUGAAGUUGUGAACAAAAUUAACCGUGCAAAUGGGAAGGUAAAAACGCUAAUUAACCCUGAAGAACUGCAAGAAGUGUUUAUCAUUUGGGACAAUCAUCUUCAGUUUUCUGACUGUUAAAAUUUAUAUUUCUUAUUCUCAACAGGGUUACUG
This is a messenger RNA of Hipposideros armiger (great roundleaf bat), 3382 nucleotides long. It is a transcript of the gene MYO1B, whose product is annotated as myosin IB. NCBI's taxonomy places the organism in Eukaryota, Metazoa, Chordata, Mammalia, Chiroptera, Hipposideridae. Gene Ontology annotation, cellular component: microvillus; myosin complex; plasma membrane. The coding region runs from base 263 to 3349 and encodes 1028 amino acids. Gene Ontology annotation, biological process: actin filament organization; endocytosis; actin filament-based movement. The record is from RefSeq and is a predicted model, not a curated record. Gene Ontology annotation, molecular function: ATP binding; actin filament binding; microfilament motor activity. The transcript is spliced from 28 exons.